AUGACUACGCCCGCAUCCAAGAAGUAUCGCUUUACACGCGAGGACUUCCAGCCGCUGGCUACCAAGCCGCUGCACUUCGACAUGGUGUUUGAUAUCACGGAAGCCAAGAUCAAAGUGACGCUGCAAACAACGCUCAAACACGACGGCGCGCAGCCGCUUGAACAGCUGAAGUUGAACUCCAAGGAGCUGGCGAUCCUGUCAGCGGAACGCUUCGACAAGUUCGUGCCCUUGGGUAAGGAGAAGAAUUUCGUUGCUCACGUGCAGAGCUUCGCGGAACCCCGCGAUCUUGAGUUCGAGGUGGACAAGGAGGACCACUUUCUGGUCGUUAAGUUCACUAAGCCCAUUCAGCCCGGGGAGGAGUUCGUGAUCCGCACUGUGUCAGUGGCCACCCCAACUGAGAACAUUCUGGAGGGUCUGUACUUUGACUACACGCCUGAGGGUGCUCCCAAGACCAUCAUUACCCAGUGCCAGCAGCAUGGUUUCCAGCGUAUUGUGCCAUGCAUAGACACAAUGGAUGCCAAAGCUUACUACACCACCACCAUUGUGGCAGACAAGCGCUACACUAACAUCAUCACGAACGGAGACCUGGCCCCUGGAUAUCACACAGAGACUGGCGUUCCUGUGUUCCACCCAGCAUCGGAAGUACUGAGCGUGGACGAUCCCUCGCGUCAUGUACUGAAGUAUUACAACCACAAGGUGAACAUGGCGCCGUAUCUGUUCUUCCUCGGUGUCGGUACGUACGAGACUUUCCGCCGCACGCUUGAGUUUCCCGAUGGCGAUACAACGCUGCUGGAGAUCCUGGCGUUCCCGGGCUACUUUGAGCCAGCUGAUGCCAAGGCUGCCGUCAAGAUGCUGCACGACUCUGUGUUGUGGGUCAUGGUGAGUCUGGGUCCAGAGGCCUGCGAGCACCACGACGAGCGCAAGCGCAUCUACGAGCUUCUGGAAGAGCGUGAGGCUCUUAAGGCCAAGGAAGGUCCGUUAUGUCUUGGGCCAAACGAGGAAUAUGUCAAGACUCCACUAAGCGCCUCGGAUGCUGCACGCUUGGCUGCUGUUCGUGCGGAACUGAAGGAGUUGCUGAAGGUGUGGAAGAAGACCGGCUACAAGUACACUGGUGCCGUAUACCGCGAGAUUGCGAUGGAGAAUUCGUACUACGGAGGCAUGGAGAACGUCGGCAACACAACUAUUGUGAGUUCUUGCCUGUGUCCGAGCUGCCGUAUGGACGACAAGUCGUACGAGUAUAUGGAGCAUGUGAAGGUCCACGAAUACUACCACAAUAUCAAUGGCAGUCAGGUAACUGGCCAGUCCCCGUUCGAGAUCUGGCUGAACGAGGCUGUCACGGUUCACAUGGAGCGCAAGCGUGGUGCUGCCAUUUUCGGUGAGGACUACAGCCGUCUGAGCGAAGUGCUGUAUAUGUUCACCCCGGCGAUCGGACCACUUGCACAGGACAAGUCUGCGACGUCUCUGUCUGUUGAACCGCAGGGUUUCAACCAGACCCAGGAGCUUGUUUCUGUGGUGACCUACUCGAAGGCUCCUGAGUUCGUUCGUAUGGUCGAGUUGCUAUUAGGCGACGCUGCUUUCCACAAGGCUCUUGACAUGUACCACACCAAGUAUGCGUUUGGCAAUGCUACAAGCAUGGAGUGGAUCAAGUGCAUGGAGGAAUGUUCUGGCCUGAACCUGCAGAACCUGGCCAAGACGUGGUUGAACCGCCCAGGUCACCCAGAGGUGACGUAUUCGACGGAGUACAAGGCUGCUUCCAAGGAGUACGUCGUGGAGAUCUCGCAGACUGGUUUCGAGGAUAAGCCAGCCGAGAACAACGGACCGUGGGAGAUUCCCAUUGACUGGUCCCUUGUUAAGGAGGGCAAGUCGAUGAAGAACGGUGUGUUUCUCAUGAAGACGAAGGAUGCCAAACUCGUUAUUCCGGAUGUGUUGGAGGAGCCAGACUUUAUGUCUUUUGCUCGCGGUUGGUCAUUCUUCGGCAAGUCGAAGCAGACGAACCCGUCCGUCGCUCGACUCACCAAGCAGGCGCUCUCUGACCCGGAUGCUGUCAACAAGUACCAGGCCUACCGCAGCGUUGCAGAUAUUGAAAAGGCAAAGGUGAUUGAAGGACUGCUCAAGGGUGACAAGCAGGUGGAGAUUUCGUCCGAGUUCGUGGAGCUGCACGGAUCGAUCCUGUUCUCGGAUGAACUCACCCCUUCUGCUCGCGCCCUGACAUUGGGAGAAGCCAAGACCAUCCCGAGCCGCGAUGACCUGAGUCACCAUUAUGCUGCAAUUAAGGAAGCGACUACAGCACUGCUGCAGGCAGUGUGGGCCAAGUACUCGACGAAGAUCGAGGCUGCAUACAACAAGCUGUGCAAGACUGCUCACCCUGGCCCGCACGUCGAGCAGUUCCAAGAGCGUGCUCUCAAGCGUCACCUACUUCUGCUAAUUGUGGCUGGCGGAAAAGCUGCUGUGCUCAACACGAACCCGAAGGUUGCUCCGACCGUAGAGCCGUACAAGCUGGCGCUGGACCUGCUGAAGAAGUCGACUUUCGUGACGGACCAGGCCACUGGGUUCCGCCUUGUGCUGGAGGAUGAAACCUUUGCCGAUCGCGUGAAGGUGCAGGAAGAUAUUUUCGAGGAGUGGCGCAAGACGCCGGAUAUGCUGACGAAGUACAUCAGUAUCGUGAGCAGCUUGGAUUCCAAGGAUGUGGGUCAGCAAAUUCUGAAGCUGUUGGCGAACCCAAGCUUCAAUCCCGCUCAGUCCAGUCAUGGCCGUACACUGUCGCGCUGUCUUUCACAGAUUCGCGACUUCUCGCUGGCCACGGACGAGGGUCUCGAUGUGAUGGUGCAGGCGUUUGUGAAGAUCGGCAAGGUCAACCAAAUGUCUGCGUACCCGUUGCUACAGUGCUUUGACCACUUGGACCGCUUUGAUGACGCUACGAAGGCGAAGUUGUUUGCGACGCUGCAGCGUAUGCAGGACUCGAUCGAUAAGAAAAAGGAGGAGUCGCUCUACAACCAGCUCAGCAUUAUCCUGGAGAAGAAGCAGUAA
Phytophthora nicotianae INRA-310 is the source of this 3027-nucleotide messenger RNA. RefSeq lists its product as hypothetical. Gene Ontology annotation, cellular component: cytoplasm. NCBI's taxonomy places the organism in Eukaryota, Oomycota, Peronosporomycetes, Peronosporales, Peronosporaceae. The transcript has a single exon. The record is from RefSeq and is a predicted model, not a curated record. Gene Ontology annotation, molecular function: zinc ion binding; metallopeptidase activity; aminopeptidase activity. The coding region runs from base 1 to 3027 and encodes 1008 amino acids.